AUGGAUGGAGAGGAGGAAGGAAUUGAAUCGAAUGAACCGUGCUCACGAGAUGGAAGUGAACUUGUUAAAGAGAUAUCCAACAUCAUUGAAUCUGUUGCUCAGUUCGGAGAUUAUCGAAAAACGCAUAAGAAAGAUUGCUUUGGCCUGGUUAGGCGUAUGAAACUUCUUUUGCCACUUCUUGAGGAGAUCAGGGAUUGUGAUGCGCCAAUUUCAGAUAAGGGUAUUGCUUGUUUGAGUAAUUUAAAGAAGGCUUUGAUUCUGGCGAGGAAGCUGUUAAAAGUUUGCAACGAGGGAAGCAAGAUUAAUCUGGCUGUGGAGAGCGAGGCUUUUAUGAUGAAAUUUCGCAAAGUCAAUGAAAAAUUAUGUCAAGCUCUGGAAUGUGUACCUUUCGAUGAAUUUGGGAUUUCUGAUGAUGUGCAAGACCAGGUGGAUUUCAUGAGGGUGCAGCUUAGACGAGCAAAAGGGAGAACAGAUACUCAGGAUAUAGAACUUGCGAUGGAUAUGAUGGUGGUACUUUCCAAAAAUGAUCAUCGGAAUGCUGACAUUGCUAUAAUAGAAAGGCUAGCAAAAAAGCUAGAUUUACAUACUGUUGAAGAACUGAAAAAUGAAACCAUUGCCAUAAGGAAUCUUGUUAAAGAAAGAGGUGGUCAAGUCCACAAUUCAGAGAGUCUCGAGCAAAUCGUUGAUCUUCUGAACAAAUUCAAAGAGAUUAUAGGAAUGGAAAUUACUGAUGUUUUUGGUAAUCCUGCUAUGACUAGAACGUUGGAGAAGUGCGCAUCUUUAGUCAUUCCCCAUGAAUUCCUUUGUCCAAUCACACUAGAAAUAAUGACAGAUCCGGUUAUUAUUGCAUCUGGACAGACAUAUGAAAGGGAAAGCAUACAGAAGUGGUUUAACUCCAAUCACCGCACCUGUCCAAAGACGAGACAAACUCUGGCUCACAUGUCAGUUGCACCAAAUUUUGCCCUUAGAAACCUAAUCUUGCAAUGGUGUGAGGAGAACAAAUUUCAUCUCCCCCCAAAAGCUGAUUGUGCAUCUUCUUCGAGCUAUGUGCACAGUGAGGAAAUCUGCUCUUUAGUUAGGGACCUAUCCUCUACAAAGUUGGAAAGGCAGAGGCAGGCUGUGAUAAAGAUUCGAAUGCUCUCCAAAGAGAGUUCUGAGAACAGAAUCUUGAUUGCCAACAAUGGAGGAAUACUGCCAUUAGUUCAAAUUCUGUCCUACCCAGAUUCUAGACUUCAAGAGCAUACUGUGACAGCUUUGUUGAAUUUAUCAAUUGAUGAGACUAACAAGAGACUCAUAGCUGAAGAAGGAGCUAUUCCAAUUAUCAUAGAAAUUCUGCAGAAUGGUAGUGUAGAGGCUAGGGAGAAUUCUGCAGCAGCUUUGUUCAGCUUAUCUAUGCUUGAUGAGAACAAGAUAACCGUGGGGCUAUCAAAUGGCAUCCCACCAUUAGUAGAAUUGUUACAGAAUGGGACAGUGAGAGGUAAAAAAGACGCUAUCCUUGCACUUUUUAACUUAUCUCUCAACCAUUCAAAUAAGGCUAGAGCCAUUGAUGAUGGUAUAAUUCCACCCUUACUCCAGUUGCUCAAGGACAGAAACUUGCAUAUGAUUGAUGAAGCCCUCUCGAUCCUGUUGCUUCUUGUAUCACAUCCUGAGGGACGAAGUUCGAUUGGGCAGCUCUCAUUCAUUGAAAGCCUUGUAGAAUUCAUAAAAAAUGGCACCCCCAAGAACAAGGAAUGUGCAACAUCAGUCCUCCUUGAGUUGGGGUUAAAAAACUCAUCUUUCAUACUUGCUGCACUUCAGUAUGGUGUAUAUGAGCAUUUAGCUGAGAUCCAAAUAAACGGAACUAAUAGAGCACAGAGAAAGGCAAAUGCUCUUAUACAACUUAUGAGCAGGACCGAACAAAUUUGA
Messenger RNA from Manihot esculenta (cassava), 1905 nucleotides. Its product is annotated as U-box domain-containing protein 15. Lineage: Eukaryota; Viridiplantae; Streptophyta; Magnoliopsida; Malpighiales; Euphorbiaceae. Bases 1 to 1905 code for a protein of 634 amino acids. Gene Ontology annotation, cellular component: cytoplasm; nucleus. The record is from RefSeq and is a predicted model, not a curated record. The transcript has 4 exons. Gene Ontology annotation, molecular function: protein binding; ubiquitin-protein transferase activity. Gene Ontology annotation, biological process: protein ubiquitination; cell surface receptor signaling pathway.